AUGCUCUCACAACGCCUCUACCGCCUCACACUACAAACCUUCGGUUCCAGAAUCACAGACUACAAAACUCGAGCCAUCAUGACUGAAGCCGGCAUGAGCGCUCUCGAACUCCGUGUCUCGGAGAAGAUGAACAGAGGCAGGAACAAGCCCGCCACUGACCUUCUCGGAUUGACCUCACCACUGAACAGCAUCGUGGAUCACAGCUUUUCCUCAUUUGAUGGUACUCGACCUCGGUUCCCGAAUGCGCUCUCUGACUGGAGCGCUACGCCUUUGAUGCUGAGGGAACGCAUUAUGAUUGCUUUCAUGACCCAGAUCACGGAUAAGCCGGAUUGGACGAGGAAGGUGUUUGAUAAUGAGAUUGUGGGCAAGUGGAGGAAGGAGGCGGUUGAGCAGUCGAAGGAGGAGGAGCCGGAGAAGCAGUUUAGUCAUAAGAUGUUUGCUUAUUGCAUCGAUGAGCUUCGCCACUACGCCGAGCAACAAGCAGAGCGGAACUUCAUCCCUGCUAUCGAUGCGGAUGCUAUAGUCUUCAAGUCUGACACGAUCAUCUCAGAUGAGCUCAAAGCGGACCUGACUGCUGCUGCUGCAUCGCUCGAGGACGUUCCAGAGAACCAGAAAGACUGGCAUCCAGACUCGGACGAGAAGGUCCUCGAUCUCGUGCACCCUUCUCUCUUCCCUCUUCUCUACGGACGAUCAAGGAUUCUGAGAAUCGAAGAUGGCAUCGUUCCGCUCGAGAACUCCGAAGCUUGGACAGGCAAAGGCGAGAUCAUGCCUAUCCCACCACCCGAAGACCUUAAAGUCGACUCUUUCGCUGGUCUGUCGAGCUGGGGCAGAUGGGGUGGUGGAGGUGACGACCCGCACUUCUACUCUGCAAAGUUCCAGUGGUUGCCGUGUGAGGUCGCAUUCAAGGACAAUGAUGCCGUGAAGAUCACAAGCUACAUCAACAACCUGCAGCCGAAGAAGCACAAGACGCUGUAUGAAGUGCUGGAACGUGUCAUUGCGAAGACGAUUCCUAUGUGGGAUGCCACUCUGAAUUCAACAGAACGCACCAACAUCGAACCACGAAUCGAUCUCACUGAUAUACCGUGGAUCGAGCCUGAAGGCGAACGCGAGAAGGACGAAGAUGAGGACGAGGAUGAAGAGUACGAACUUGACGAGGAGUGGCGAGACCAGCGUCGCAUCUUGAUCGUUCCCGAGCCUGAGAAGUACGCCACACGUCGCGACUACACCCAGCCGAGCCACCUCGUCACAUCCACUAUCAACCUUCGCAACGACUUCGCAACCCGCGGCCUCCAAGUCAUAGUCAAACUCGCGAACAUCCACCUCACCCCCUCUAAGCCCACUUACGACGGCGGUGCCUGGCACAUCGAAGGACAACUGAACGAACAUAUCUGUGCCUCCGCCUUGUACUACUACGACAGCGACAACAUCACAGACUCAUACCUUGCAUUCCGCGAAGCAACAAGCACAGAACAUCUCUCCGAAAAACCCUACGAACAAUCCGACUACGGCCACUUCGAGCGCCUCUACGGCAUCCAACAAGGCGGCGCCGCAGUCCAAGAACUCGGCAAAGUCCUCACCCGCGAAGGCCGCCUCCUAACCUUCCCCAACGUCCUCCAGCACCGCGUCUCCCCCUUCUCCCUCCAAGAUCCCACUCAACCAGGCCACCGCAAGAUCCUGGCCCUCUUCUUGGUAGAUCCUUACACCCGGAUCCCAUCGACUGCCAAUGUUCCACCGCAGCAGAAAGAUUGGUGGCGGGAUAUGGUCUUGGGGCUUGAUAGGGUUGGCGAUUUGCCGCCGGAGCUGGCGGAGAAUGUCAUGGAGAGUGCGGGAGAUUUCCCGAUUGAGUUGGAGGAGGCGAAGAAGUUGAGGUUGGAGUUGAUGGAUGAGCGGAGGUUGUUUGUGAAGGAUCAUGAGACGAGGUUGCAGCAGGAGGAUUUUAGUUUUUGUGAGCAUUGA
Fulvia fulva is the source of this 1956-nucleotide messenger RNA. RefSeq lists its product as uncharacterized. The record is from RefSeq and is a predicted model, not a curated record. NCBI's taxonomy places the organism in Eukaryota, Fungi, Ascomycota, Dothideomycetes, Mycosphaerellales, Mycosphaerellaceae. The transcript has 2 exons. The coding region runs from base 1 to 1956 and encodes 651 amino acids.